AGCGCGUUCGAGAGCAGCGAAACAGGCAGCAGCCGCUUUGGAUAUCUUCAACGGAAUCAAAGAGCAACUUUCAAGUUGCCCGGAACGCACCCGUGCCCUUUGCCGGACUGUAUGGGGUACCCUCUCGCUGUCCCUUAGCACAGCGCUCCAAGCGGCGACCAUCGAGGACGCCAUCGGCGGCGGCGGCGGCUCCGGAUCCAGGGGAUUACAGGAUCCAGGGGGAGGCGGCGGCGGAGGAGGAGGAGGAGGCUCCGUCUCCGGCUCGAGCUCGGGUCGCUUUGCCACCAUAAUGGGCGCCGUUAAGUCGCGCACCAUCACCAGCGCCGAUGUGGACGCCGAUGAGCAGCUGCAGCAUCCCCAUCCGCACUCGCAUUCGCAAUCACAUCACCAUCACUCGAUGCGCAAUGGCCACCAGCACAAUGGUUCCAUCUCCAGCGGCACGCUGCAGAAACAGGAUCUGCGCUAUGACAUCGGCUGCAGUUCCCAGUACCAACACGUCCGGCAGCCCAGCUUGCGGAGCCGGAGUCAGCAGCCCAUGCCGACCACGGUCGAGCUGGACCGGCGAUUCGCCAAAGUUCUGGCUUCGAUGGACUUGCCACCGGAUAAGGCAAAGCUACUUCGUAACUACGAUGACGAGAAGAAAUGGGACAUGAUAUGCGAUCAAGAAAUGGUGCAGGCCAAGGAUCCGCCCUCACAUUACUUGAGUAAACUGCGAACAUAUUUGGACCCAAAGGCAUCACGGAGUCAUCGGCUUUAUCUCUUCUACUUUCUUUGUCAGAAACGAAAAAUGGUCGGCGAGUCCACGUCCACCCAGGUGCUCCGGGAUCUGGAGAUCUCGCUGCGCACGAACCACAUCGAGUGGGUGAAGGAGUUCCUGGAUGACACGAACCAGGGCCUGGAUGCCCUGGUUGAAUAUCUCAGCUUCCGGCUGCAGAUGAUGCGGCACGAGCAGCGCCUCCAGGGUGAGCUUUGUGCCUCCGAGGAGCGAUUGAAUCUCACGAGCGGCGGCGAUGGCGGUGAGAUGGUGAUCGGCAACAGUAGUUCCCUAAGUCCCGGCGGCGGAGGAGGUGUCAUGUCCCACGGGAGCAGUACAGGUCAUGGUCUGGCCAAUGGCACUCUGGAUUCGAGGCAACAGCACGGGAUCACGUUGUCAUAUGGAUUUCUGCGACCCACCAUUUCCGAUGCCCUCGAUAGUCCCAGUUUGAAACGGAGGUCACGGCACAUUGCCAAAUUGAACAUGGGUGCCGCCACGGACGAUAUCCAUGUGUCCAUUAUGUGUCUGCGUGCCAUCAUGAACAAUAAGUAUGGCUUUAACAUGGUCAUCCAGCAUCGCGAGGCCAUCAACUGCAUCGCUCUGAGUCUCAUCCACAAGUCGCUAAGGACGAAGGCCCUGGUUCUGGAGCUACUGGCGGCCAUUUGCCUGGUGAAGGGCGGACACGAGAUCAUUUUGGGCUCGUUCGACAACUUCAAGGAUGUGUGUCAGGAGAAGCGGCGCUUCCAGACCCUCAUGGAGUACUUCAUGAACUUCGAGGCCUUUAACAUAGAUUUCAUGGUUGCAUGCAUGCAGUUCAUGAACAUAGUGGUGCACUCGGUGGAGGACAUGAACUACAGGGUACACCUGCAGUACGAGUUCACGGCUCUGGGGCUGGACAAGUAUCUGGAGCGGAUUCGACUGACAGAGUCGGAGGAGCUUAAGGUACAGAUCUCGGCCUAUUUGGACAACGUCUUCGAUGUGGCCGCCUUGAUGGAGGACUCCGAGACGAAGACAUCGGCUCUGGAGCGAGUCCAGGAGCUGGAGGAUCAAUUGGAACGAGAAGUAGAUCGUAACUCUGAGUUCCUCUACAAGUAUGCGGAAUUGGAGUCCGAGAAUCUUACGUUGAAGACGGAGCGAGAGCAGCUGGCGAUGAUUCGCCAAAAGCUGGAGGAGGAACUCACUGUCAUGCAGCGGAUGUUGCAGCACAACGAACAGGAGUUGAAGAAGCGGGACACCCUUCUGCACACAAAGAACAUGGAGCUGCAGACACUAACGCGCUCCUUGCCACGAUCUUCCUCCAGUGGGGAUGGUUCCCUGGUGAACGGUGGCCUCCUGGCUGGUUCCUCUUCGGGGGCAGCAUCGCUUACACUGCCACCACCUCCGCCUCCAAUGCCCGCCUCACCCACCAUGUCAGCUGCUCCUCCGCCGCCACCGCCACCAGCCCCACCGGCUCCACCGCCACCGCCAAUGAUGCCGGGCAUCAGUCCGCUGGGCAGUCCGAACGACAGUUUCACCUCGACGGUGACAUCGCCACCACAUGCCCCGCCCACGCUUGGCUCCUUCCAGCCACCACCGCCCCCUGUGGCCGGCUCUAUGCCCGCUCCCGAUGGCGCCAUGACCAUCAAGCGCAAGGUGCCCACCAAAUACAAGCUACCCACCUUGAACUGGAUAGCUCUGAAGCCUAAUCAGGUGCGUGGCACAAUCUUCAAUGAGCUGGAUGACGAAAAGAUCUUCAAGCAAAUCGACUUCAACGAGUUCGAGGAGCGAUUUAAGAUCGGCAUUGGCGGCGCCUUGCGCAAUGGCAGCAGUGGAACCGAAGUCGAUGGGUCGCUGCAAUCCAGCAAACGCUUCAAGAGGCCCGACAAUGUCUCGCUACUGGAGCACACGAGGUUAAGAAAUAUUGCAAUCUCCCGUCGCAAGCUGGGUAUGCCCAUUGACGAUGUCAUCGCUGCCAUCCAUAGUCUGGACCUGAAGAAACUCUCGCUGGAGAACGUCGAGCUUCUGCAGAAGAUGGUGCCCACAGAUGCCGAGAUCAAGUCCUACAAGGAGUACAUCAUCGAGCGCAAGGACCAGCAGCUGCUCACCGAAGAGGAUAAGUUCAUGCUGCAGUUGUCGCGAGUGGAGCGCAUCUCGUCCAAGCUGGCCAUCAUGAACUACAUGGGCAAUUUUGUCGAUAGCGUCCAUCUCAUUAGCCCGCAAGUGCAAUCGAUAGCUGGUGCUUCGACUUCCCUGAAACAAUCGCGGAAAUUCAAGGCGGUUUUGGAAAUAGUCCUAGCUUUUGGCAACUAUCUCAACAGCAAUAAGCGGGGACCAGCCUACGGCUUCAAACUGCAAUCGCUGGACACGCUGAUCGAUACGAAAUCCACCGAUAAGCGAUCAUCCCUGCUUCACUAUAUUGUGGCCACCAUUCGGGCCAAGUUUCCGGAAUUGCUGAACUUCGAGAGUGAGCUGUAUGGCACAGACAAGGCUGCGUCGGUGGCACUGGAGAAUGUGGUGGCCGAUGUUCAGGAGCUGGAGAAGGGCAUGGAUCUGGUGCGCAAGGAGGCGGAGCUACGGGUGAAGGGUGCCCAGACGCACAUACUGCGUGACUUCCUCAAUAACAGCGAGGACAAGUUGAAGAAGAUCAAGAGCGACCUGCGGCAUGCACAGGAAGCCUUCAAGGAGUGCGUGGAGUACUUUGGUGACUCUUCGCGAAAUGCCGAUGCGGCUGCCUUCUUCGCGCUUAUCGUGCGCUUUACAAGAGCGUUUAAGCAACUCGACCAGGAGAACGAGCAGCGUCUGCGACUGGAGAAGGCCGCUGCGUUGGCCGCAUCCAAAAAGGAGAGCGAUCAGGUGCUUAUGCGCAACAAGGUGAACCAGAAGAAGCAACAGUUGCCCUCAAACGGCGCGUUAUCCUUGCAGGAAGCGGUCAUCAAUGAGCUGAAGAGCAAGGCGCACUCGGUGCGCGAGAAGAAGCUGCUGCAGCAGGAUGAGGUGUACAACGGAGCCCUGGAGGACAUCCUGCUGGGGCUGAAGAGCGAGCCGUACCGGCGGGCAGAUGCAGUGCGGCGGUCGCAGCGCCGGAGGAUCGACAAUAACCGUCUGUCGCGCACCCUGGAGGAAAUGGAUUGCUAGGCAGGAAAUCAAGAUCGACGCAACGACGACGACGACGGGGCAAUGGCAACGAAUCGAAAAUCAAAAUUCACACUGAAACAAAAACAGAAUGAAAAACGGAAAUGAGAACUUACAGAUACUGCAAUAUGUGAUUGGGCGAUUAAAUUGUUUUCGACACACUCGUACACAAAACACAAACUCACAUUCCCUUCCAUACAAAACCUAUUACUUUCGAAUAUUUUCCAAUUUAACUAUAAGACCAGUCGGAUACGGCCCACCGUAUCUCGCAAUCCCAUUACCCAAUGGAACUUUUAGCAUCGAAAACCGCAAGCACAAGAUCCAUCCCUUCUGUGAAUCUCGCCUUAAAUUUUGAGAGACAUUUUUUAUCGCCAAAAUUUUGUUUUUAAAAACGCAUUUUAAUUUGGUUGCUUAGAGCUUAAGUUGAACUUGAAAAUUCGAAUGGUGUAUUUAUCAAAUCUUUUAUUGUUAAAUAAUGAUUUAAAUUUUAAUCUGUGUACAUAUAUAUACCUGCAUAUAUAUAACUAUAUAUGUUCUAUUUAAUUUUAUUUUCUUACGCUUAAGUUUUAACCAAAUUUGGAAUAGCUUGCUGCAUCCAUCUGAGAUGGCAAAACCGCAUGAAUAUGGAGAACCAAACUCCGCACAUUAAUUAAUUGUAUCUUUUUAGUAAGUCAUAUAAGCAAUGAAUUGUAAGAAAAGAGAGAUGAUGCAUUAAACUUUUGUAUAUUUUCCUAUUUAAA
Drosophila subpulchrella is the source of this 4605-nucleotide messenger RNA. It is a transcript of the gene Frl, whose product is annotated as formin-like protein. The transcript has 9 exons. Gene Ontology annotation, molecular function: small GTPase binding; actin filament binding. Gene Ontology annotation, cellular component: cytosol. The record is from RefSeq and is a predicted model, not a curated record. Bases 290 to 3868 code for a protein of 1192 amino acids. Gene Ontology annotation, biological process: cell migration; cortical actin cytoskeleton organization; regulation of cell shape. Lineage: Eukaryota; Metazoa; Arthropoda; Insecta; Diptera; Drosophilidae.